Lutra lutra (Eurasian river otter) is the source of this 2797-nucleotide messenger RNA. It is a transcript of the gene SESN2, whose product is annotated as sestrin 2. Gene Ontology annotation, biological process: positive regulation of macroautophagy; cellular response to leucine starvation; cellular response to L-leucine. The coding region runs from base 390 to 1913 and encodes 507 amino acids. Gene Ontology annotation, cellular component: nucleus. The record is from RefSeq and is a predicted model, not a curated record. Lineage: Eukaryota; Metazoa; Chordata; Mammalia; Carnivora; Mustelidae. Gene Ontology annotation, molecular function: oxidoreductase activity, acting on peroxide as acceptor; L-leucine binding. The transcript is spliced from 10 exons.
CCGCAGCAGGCUGAGCGGCGCUGCUAGUGUCAGAGCCGGGCGAGCGCUGGCAGUUCCGCGGCGGGGAUGCUGAAGAGCGCUGGUUUGGCGAGCAGCCGUGGCCACUGCGGACUUCCGAGGCACUCCGGGCCGUGAAAACCCCUGGGCCGAGGCCAAUCCCAGGCUCCCGAGGCCAUUCACCGUUCUAGAAGCCGGCCGAGGGGAGAGUCCGGCGGAGAAGCUGCUGUCCGGAUUCUGGGCUUUCGGAGUGUUCUGGAACCCCGAGAGACACCCCGGGGCUCUAGAACCUCCCCAGCGGCCCCCAGUCCCCGCUUCCUGUGUGCGUCCGUCCCAAACCCCCUCGGGUGCACGGGUCACCGGCGAGCCGUGACCGGAUCCUGGCACACACCAUGAUCGUUGCAGACUCCGAGUGCCGCGCAGAGCUGAAAGGCUACCUGCCGUUCGCCCCGGGCGGCGGCGGCGGCGGCCCCGGGGCCGGAGAGGAGCAGAGGGAAAGCCGGGCUCGGCGAGGCCCCCGAGGGCCCAGUGCCUUCAUCCCGGUAGAGGAGUCCCAACACAAUGAGUGCGUUGGUCUCUUUGGUGCAGAGAGCGGGCCGGGAACCCACCCUCUCGCCUUGGUUUGGCAGGUCCUUCAGGAGGGACCAGAGAGCCUGGAGCAGCACCUGAGGCUUGAGGCACUGAUGUCCUCGGGGCGGGUGGACAACCUGGCUGUGGUGAUGGGCCUGCACCCUGACUACCUUACCUGCUUCUGGCGCCUGCACUACCUCUUGCUACACACAGAUGGGCCCCUCGCCAGCUCCUGGCGCCACUACAUUGCCAUCAUGGCUGCCGCCCGCCACCAGUGUUCCUACCUGGUGGGUUCCCACAUGGCCGAGUUUCUGCAGACUGGCGGUGACCCUGAGUGGCUGCUUGGUCUCCACCGGGCCCCCGAGAAGCUACGCAAGCUCAGUGAGAUCAACAAGUUGCUGGCACACCGGCCGUGGCUCAUCACCAAGGAGCACAUCCAGGCCUUGCUGAAGACAGGCGAGCACAGCUGGUCUCUGGCCGAGCUCAUCCAGGCCCUGGUCCUGCUCACCCACUGCCACUCACUGGCCUCCUUCGUGUUUGGCUGUGGCAUCCUCCCUGAGGGGGACUCCGAAGGCAGCCCUGCCCCCCAGGCACCUUCACCCCCCAGUGAGCAGAGCAGCCCCCCCAGCAGGGACCCACUGAACAGCUCUGGGGGCUUUGAGGCUGCCCGGGACGUGGAAGCUUUGAUGGAACGCAUGAGGCAGCUGCAGGAGAGCCUAUUACGGGAUGAGGGAGCAUCCCAGGAGGAGAUGGAGAGCCGCUUUGAGCUGGAGAAGUCAGAGAGCCUUCUGGUGACUCCCUCAGCUGACUUCCUGGAGCCCUCUCCACACCCAGACAUGCUGUGCUUUGUGGAGGACCCCACGUUUGGAUAUGAGGACUUCACCCGGCGAGGAGCUGAGGCGCCCCCCACCUUCCGUGCCCAGGAUUACACCUGGGAAGACCACGGCUAUUCAUUGAUCCAGCGGCUUUACCCGGAGGGUGGGCAGCUGCUGGAUGAGAAGUUCCAGGCAGCCUACAGCCUCACCUACAACACCAUCGCCAUGCACAGUGGGGUGGACACGUCCGUGCUCCGCAGGGCCAUCUGGAAUUACAUCCACUGUGUGUUUGGUAUCAGAUAUGAUGACUAUGACUACGGGGAGGUAAACCAGCUCCUGGAACGGAACCUCAAGGUCUAUAUCAAGACUGUGGCCUGCUACCCCGAGAAGACCACGCGAAGAAUGUACAACCUCUUCUGGAGACACUUCCGCCACUCAGAGAAGGUCCACGUGAACUUGCUGCUCCUGGAGGCCCGCAUGCAGGCCGCCCUGCUCUACGCCCUCCGUGCCAUCACUCGCUACAUGACCUGACUGCGAGCAGGAUCUGCGCCCCGAGCAGCUGCCCCUGGGGGCAUCCUCCUCCCUGCAAGGACUUCUCUGUCUGGAGACGGACCUGAUCCCUCUCUGUCCCAGGCCCUCCCACCCCACUCUGGAGGUGGGCCUGUGUGCGACAUGCAGCCCCUGAGCCGUACCCUCCCUUUCUCUCACUGGAAUGGACAGGAUCGUUGCAUUGACUCUGGGAUCACGGUUCUACCCCUGGGAGCUGGAAGGGGACUAGCAGAUCCCCAGGGACCAUGCCCUCCUUCCUGCCCCUGACCUCAGAGGCAGAAGGCUCAGGAAGGGAAAUGAGCUGAGCAGUCUGGGCCACAGGCAUCACCAGUCCUGUGGCCUUCCUGGCCUGGGAAGUCUCUGGCUGGGCCAAAGAGGAGAGGGACAAGUACCUCCAGGGACUGACACUCCAAGCAGCUUUGCCUUUCCUCCUCCUCCCUUGCUCCCAGAUCUCAAAACCUCUCCCUUGCCGUUCACCCAUCAAUGUGAAAGUCAGUGUCACAGCGGGACUGUGUGUUCCGCUCCCCAAAAGCCUGUUCUGACAGGCAGUCUGAACACCCCUUUUCCGGGCGGCCCUAACCCUGGUUUAGCACCUUUGACCUUUGACUUCCCCUUCACCCUCUUACCCAUUUCCCCCCUGCCUGCUGGUAGGAGGCCCCAGAAGAGAGCCCAAGCCCCUCAAAAAAGUAGAUUAUCUCUAGAGAGUUUGGGGUGUCUAUGUGUCCCUUUGCCUUCCGAAGAGAAGGGAGUAUUACCAGUGCUCUAUUUCUGGUUCUUUCUGGGGGAGGUUCUUCGGGACCUCACCUCGAUAGCCACAGUCAAUGCCUGAGAGGAGGACAGGGAGAAAUCUGUUCUCCCCAGAACCA